This is a messenger RNA of Drosophila simulans, 3435 nucleotides long. RefSeq names its product cell division cycle protein 27 homolog (gene Cdc27). The transcript is spliced from 3 exons. Gene Ontology annotation, biological process: cell division. Lineage: Eukaryota; Metazoa; Arthropoda; Insecta; Diptera; Drosophilidae. The coding region runs from base 672 to 3374 and encodes 900 amino acids. Gene Ontology annotation, molecular function: protein binding. The record is from RefSeq and is a predicted model, not a curated record.
GCGAUACGGUCCUCCUUAACCGCACAAACAAUCGAUUGGCAGGGUCGCGUGCAAUCGAUACUUUGACAGCUCUCAUGUAUUUUAGCUUUGGUUUUUCAAAUAAAAUGGAAUGCAACGCGAAUGCAGCAUGUUUCAAGUAGCUAAAAUGUGGCCAAGGUGUAGUCCAGUGUCGCCGCCAAUCGUAGAUCAACACCGUGUGCGCCUUUAACGAGAGAUAAGCCUCGAAAACGAUAGUAGAAAACCGACCCCCCGUUCGCAGUGUGUGUGUACAGAGGGCGAAGCGAAGCGAAGGCUCGACUCAAACCAAUUGCAAUAUCAAAUAUAAAGAAAAAGUGGAAGUGGAAGGUGGAGUGGAGUGGCCAGGGAGCGAGAGACACCGCCAUCGCCACUUGCAUCGCCGCAUCCGCAAUCGGGUUACACACGACACUCACAUACCACACAGGCCAAACUUUUACUUUUUCCCAUUCGAUAUUGUUGAAGAAAAUUUGGCAAAAAGAAAACAAUUUGAAUACAAAUACAAACAGAAGAGUGUACGAGUGGGGCGACAUGAUAGUUUGUUUGAGUUCUACACACUGCACGUUUGAAUUAUUGUAAAGUCCUCAAGUACAGUGAAGACACACGAACGUACAUCCCAUACAGCGCCCCUAGAAAGUCGCACAGACCGCCCAGACAUGAUGAUUCAAGAGCCCGUGCAGGCCGCCAUAUGGCAUUGCCUGAACUACUACGACUUCAAGGAUGCCGUUUUCCUGUCGGAACGACUGUGCUCAGAAGUGGAGAGCGACGAGACGAUAUUCCUGCUGGCCACCAGCUACUUCCGAUCCAAUCAGGUGCACCAGGCAUACUGGCUGCUGAAGGAGAAGGCACGCCGCUCGCCGCAGUGCCGCUUUCUGCAGGCCAAAUGCGCCUACGAGCUGAAGAAAUACGCCGAAGCAGAGAGCUCCUUAAUCUCCACGGGAUUCGCGGACGCCAAGAACUGCGAUGAGCUGCAGCGGGACUUCGGGGAUCUGGCCUGCUUCGCCUAUCAGCUGAUGGCCCAGAUCUGCAUGAGGACCGAGCGCAACAAACUGGCUGUCAGUGCUUUAAGGCGCGCCCUCAAGCUGAACCCCUUCAUGUGGCACGCAUUCGCGGAUCUGUGCCUGCUGGGCCAGGACACAGAUGCGGCGACCAUAUUCCAGAUCCACAGCACAGAUGUGUUCAAUACCUGCCAGGGCAGCAGCGUAAAUGCCAAUGCAAUGGUGCUGUUCGGCGCCGAGCAGCAUAGUCAACAGCAUCAGGAGCGCCAGUCACUGAUCACCAACCUAAGCAAUGUCUCCAACUACAUUCUGACCACGCCCGUGGAUCAGCAGCAACAACAGAUCAACCAGAAUCAGAACCAGCACCACAACAGCAACAUGGUGACGCCCAUCAACAAUAAUAAUAAUAACAAUAAUCUCAAUAGUUCGAUCAGCAUGCUGCGCGGCGGUUUGGUGCAAAACUCUAGCAUGCUGGCGAUGCUGGAGGACACACCUAUGGGGGCUCCGCAGGACACGGCCGGCCAGUAUCAGCAGAACCAGCAGCUCUACGACAUGAGCAGCGGCACUCCGUUCCGCAAACAGUUCAAAUACCUAUCGGCGAUCUCACCGCCAACUCCGAGCUUCGGCAUCAUGCCUUUAACUAGUCCUUGCACCGGCAACGAUGGAUCCUUCAUCGGCAACCACACGCCCGUUAUGAAUAUUAGCUAUUCGCCGAUGCCGCAGAUGCUGGUCGAGGUCAACCAGGAGCCGAAGAUGAUGGGCAAAAAGCUGAAGACACAUGUGGGCGGACUCAUAAAUCGCAAGGAGGGCAGCCUUAAUAAACCCGCCGUCUUUACGCAAGCCGGAAACAUAACGCCCCGCACUCCGAACAACAAUAAUGUGGGCAACAAUGGCAAUAUGAAUGUGCCGCCCAAUCCGAAUGCUGCAGUGCGUCGCAGUUCGCGGCUGUUCAGCAACUCGUAUUCGGUGAAGGAGAACAAUAAAUCGCCCAACAUAGCCAACAAGUUCGUGCAGCCACGUUCGCCGCCCCGCAAAGCCAAGUCACGGAUGACCAAGAUCUGCCUGAAUAACGAACUGAUCGAGGAGAAGUCCCACCACCUCUCCGAGAAGCGCAAGGAGAAGGUGGAGACUAUUACAUCCUCGGGAGCGAAUAACAACAGCGGUGGACGCAGUGCCGCCGAGGAGGCCAAAGUACUGCUGAACAAUAGCCUAAACAACGCCCAGACGAUGGCCCACCAGCUGAUGGGACUGAAGAAACAGUCGGCCGAUGGACUGAUGGCCCUGCUGCGGGGUUUAGCUGAAGCCUAUCAGCUGCUCUCGAACUUCCAGUGCAAGGCGGCCAUAAAGCAGCUGGAGACGACGAUACCAAAGCACCACCUGAACUCCAGCUGGGUGCAGUCGCUCAUCGGACUGGCCAGGUACGAGAUGCGCGAGUAUGAGGCGGCGGUGGCGAUAUUUGAGACCAUCCACAAGGCGGAGCCAUGUCGCUUGGACUACAUGGAGAUAUACUCGUCAUCCCUGUGGCAUCUGCAGCGCGAGGUUGAGCUGUCGGCUCUCGCCCAGGAUCUGAUUAACCAGGACAAAACCAGCGCGGUUACCUGGUGUGUGUCCGGCAAUUGUUUCUCGCUGCAAAAGGAGCACGAAACCGCGAUCAAGUUCUUCAAGCGGGCUGUCCAAGUGGAUCCAGACUUCGUCUACAGCUACACACUGCUGGGCCACGAACUUGUACUCACCGAAGAAUUUGACAAGGCGAUGGACUACUUCCGGGCCGCAGUGGUUAGAGAUCCGCGGCAUUACAACGCUUGGUACGGCAUCGGCACCAUAUACUCCAAGCAGGAGAAGUACGAGCUGGCUGAGAUUCACUACGUGAAGGCGCUGAAAAUCAAUCCACAGAACUCGGUCAUCCUUGUGCACAUCGGCGCCAUGCAAUUCUACAUGAAGAAGAAGGAUCUGUCGCUGCAGACGCUAAACACGGCCGCCACGCUGGACCCCAAGAACCCGCUGACGCGAUUCCAUCGCGGCUCCAUCUACUUCUCGCUGGGCAAGUACCAGGAGGCGCUGCGCGAACUGGAGGAGCUUAAGGAAGUCGUGCCCAAGGAGUCGGUGGUGUUCUAUCUGAUCGGCAAAAUCCACAAGACGCUCGGCAACAUGGAUCUGGCGCUGAUGCACUUCAGCUGGGCCACCGACCUGGAUCCCAAGGGUGCCAACAAUCAAAUCAAAGAUGCCUUCGACUCCAUGGCCCAUCCCAGCUGCUGUCCGGCCAACACAACGGCCCUGGACGUUGAUCUGGAGCCCACUUCGGAGCGUUCCGAUGACUCAACGCAGGCGCAGCAGGACGGAAGCUACGACAGCGACUACUAGGGAGCUGCAACUCCAAAUUCACGCGGUUGUAUAUACGUUAAAUGAGAACACAGUAAACAAA